Molecule: messenger RNA, 2667 nt
Organism: Alligator sinensis (Chinese alligator)
Lineage: Eukaryota; Metazoa; Chordata; Crocodylia; Alligatoridae
Gene: FAM53B
Product: family with sequence similarity 53 member B
Exons: 5
Coding region: 545-1843 (432 amino acids)
Biological process (GO): protein import into nucleus; positive regulation of canonical Wnt signaling pathway
Cellular component (GO): nucleus
Source: RefSeq, a predicted model, not a curated record
UCUCUCUCUCUCGCUCUCUCCCGGCCCGGGGCGCUCCGCGCGGAGCCGAGCACAGCGCUGCGGGCAGCCCCCGGCCCGGGCGCACCGAGACGAGCACCGGGGGCGGCGGGGAAGCGGCUCCGGGAGGGGAAGGCAUGUGCGAGCGGGCGAGGAGCUCAGGAAGUGACAAGCCCGAUUUCCUCUGGGCGGAGCGCUGCGGCCCGGCGGGGGAGGCCGGCAGCUCCCGCCGCCCGGGGACGCGAUGCCCGGCCGCACAGUAAGGCGCGGGGCGGAGCGCGGGGCGGGCGCGGGGCUGCCUUCCCGGCCGCGGCGGGGCAGCAGCGCGUAGCGGAGCCCGGGCCCCCGCUUCCCUCCUGGACCCAGGUGGAGGCGCGUGUCUUGUUGAACUCACCAGCAUUUGGAAGCUAUUCUUGUCAAAUCAUCCUGUGAGUGGGCAGUCGGGAGUUGGUGCCACUGAACUUUUCGCUUGGGAAAAUGCAUCGAAACAGCGGCUUUGCCAGAACAUGGCUGAGAGUGACCUUUGCCUGUACUCUAAUGGGCUCCAAUGCAUGACUUCAUUACCAUGGUGAUGAUCUUAACCAAAACUCUGGAAAACAAAGGUGCUGAAUCUGUAACAUGCAGGACUGAGCUGCACACCCCAAAGAUGAGUCAAGGACCUACUCUCUUCUCUUGUGGAAUUAUGGAAAAUGACAGAUGGAGAGAUCUCAGCAGGCAAUGUCCACUGCACAGGAAAUGUCCACUGCAGAUUGAGCAACCUAGCAGCAACAUUUGGGACUGCCUGCCUGACAAAAAUGAAGAAGGCUCUAUAUGGCAAAGAGAUACAGUUAACACAUGUUCAGUGACCAACUUGAUUAAAGACCUCAGUCUUAGUGACCACAAUGGUAACCCCUCAGCACCUCCCAGCAAACGCCAGUGCAGGUCACUUUCUUUUUCUGAUGAAAUGUCAAGCUGCAGGACAUCCUGGAGGCCUUUAGGGUCAAAGGUCUGGACUCCAGUAGAAAAGAGACGGUGUUAUAGUGGGGGAAGUGUCCAACGCUACUCCAAUGGCUUCAGCACAAUGCAGAGGAGUUCUAGUUUUAGCCUACCUUCAAGGUCAAACAUACUAUCCUCAUCAUAUGACCAGUCUGGAUUUAGCAGCAGAUAUGGGUGUCAGCCAUGCCAAGGGAUGAGGAAAUCUGCCACCUAUGGACAAGCAGGUGACAUCUGGGGUAAUGACCACAGUUCUGUUGAGAGCAGCAGGGUUGAAAUGCAGCGGUCCCUCUCCUGCUCACAUGAUCAGUUUUCCUCUUCGGAAUAUUGUCCACCCUCAGCAAACAGCACACCUGCCUCAACACCAGAGCUGAUGAGACGCUCCAACGGACUGUCCCGCAGCCGAUCUCAGCCAUGUGUCCUUAAUGACAAAAAGGUUGGAGUUAAACGACGACGGCCUGAGGAGGUUCAGGAACAAAGGCCUUCGCUGGACCUUGCCAAGAUGACCCAGAAUCGUCAAACUUUUAACAGCCUUAGCUGCCUUAGCACCCCGGUGGAUGAUUGCGCUCUGCAGACCCAGUUCUGCCCUAGUGUCAAUAGCACCAAGUCAUGGACAACAUCUCCUUCCUCCUCGGAUGUCAUGCCGGGCAGGACACCAGCCUGCACGCCUGUGCCAGAGCCUCACUUGAAUGCAGAAGAAUGUAGAGUUAGCAAAGAAGACCUCUCUUGUGAGGAGUCAGACUAUUGCGCCACGGAAGAGGAGAGCAGUAGGAAAGAAGAGGAACGGGCUUCUUGGAGGAGCAGCGGGACAGGAGGGGAGAAUGUCUUUCAGCUAGACGGCGAAUUAGACAUUGAGCAAAUAGAAAACAACUGAGGGAGUGUUGUUUUGUGUCAGGGUUUUGGGAUGUGAAUUUACAACAGAGAGCAGUAAAAUCUCCCAGGUUUAAUACUUGGUUUAUACUGUACUUAGGCAUAAAAAUAAAUCAAUGUUGUCCUCCUAUCAGCGAUCAGGAGACAAAAGCAGCCUUGCCAAAAUUUCAUCAGGUAUUUAGAGCAAUGUUUUGUAAACCUUGAAAUCCUAUGUAACUACUGUAGCCAGAUAUCAGCCAGUUUGAGAACGUUGCCUGCGCGGCUUUGGAAACAAGCGUUCUGAAUCUCCAAACUGCAUUUAUUUUUUUGGCCUCUGUCAUUAAGUAAACAGCUUUUUAUAAAUUUGAAAUUGCAGCUUGUGGAGAAACUGCAAUUUUUCAGUGAAUGUGUGUGUUUCUUUAGAUUUUUUUUUUUUUUUAAGAGAGGACUGGAAAAAAAAGUACUGGUUUUGAUUCACAGACUAGGUACUGUCUAGUUCAGGGAGCUAUGCUGAGGGGACAUGUGGUAGGCUUCGUCAGCCAUAGUUUUCUAGGACAGCAAGGUGUCAAGAAUGUUUCAUGUUCGCUCAUUCAUACAGUUCUUCUCGCUCCAGACUGCACCUUACCCAUGGCAGAGGGGAGCUGUAGGGGGGCAUGUUGUUCUAGCAGUGAUGGUUCAAAGAAUACGUGGGAAGCAAGAUUUGGUUGAUAAUACUGGAACAAUUGUUCUAACUGGGUGCAUCUACACAUUCAUUAAUGCACCUUAGUUAUUGCGCAUUAGACAAGUACUAAAUCAAUGCUCAGUAACUUGUGCUAUUGCGCAGUAGCGCUGGCACAUGGGUUUUUAGUG